CAACAUUUAAAUGGAUGAGAAAAAAAGAAAAAUUGUAAUAAGAAGUGCUAAUCUAUCUAGAUCUACAAAACUUUUUAGCAAAAUGGUACAAUUUAUAUUUGUGAUUUUUAGAAUCCAUUUGUAAAAAUAAUCACCUAAAAAUAAGAAUAUCGUUCAUCAAUUAGUAAAGCUGCUGAAAAGAGACCUGUUUGGAAUGACACAGAAUUAAUUGAAGUUGAUAUUGGAGAGAAUGUCAAGUUAUAAAUACUAGAUGUAUAAAUUUAUAUAUACUACUAGUUUAAUUCAAGAGAUGAGCCAGAAUUAAUAGCCGAAACAACUCUAACUAGCAAAGACUUGUUAGGGUGUGUUCUUAAGACAGAUGUUUUUUAUAAGCAAUAAGUUGUUGGUUAAAUAGAAUUAGAAAUCUAAAAAACAAUAAAAUAAGAUGGCAUUUAUGUAUAACAUAUAGCACAAGAAGUUAUAAAUACUGUUUAAUAAAAAUGCUUAGGUCCUUAAUUUUAGUAUCCAUGA
This is a messenger RNA of Paramecium octaurelia, 510 nucleotides long. Lineage: Eukaryota; Ciliophora; Oligohymenophorea; Peniculida; Parameciidae. The record is from the annotation of a GenBank genome assembly.